UUUAAGUCAAGCUGGUUUUUUGAUUCCGGCUGGAUCCUGCCCUAGUGUCGGAAUAGGUGGUCACGCGUUAGGUGGUGGAUUUGGGCUUUAUUCAAGAAAAUUUAGCGUUGCUUCGGAUAACAUUCUUUCUAUUGAUAUGAUUAAAGCUGAUGGAUUAUUGAUUACAGCUAACGCAAAUAAAAAUGAAGAUUUAUUCUUUGCUCUUAGAGGUGCUGGUGGUAAUAAUUAUGGAAUAGUAACUUCAUUUACCUUUCAACUUCAUCCUACCCCUCCUAAUGUCACCUCCCUCUCGUUCCAAUACGAAGUAUCUAAUAUUCAAAAACUUUUAGAUACAAUCAACAAAUUUGGUCUCAACCUACCAGAUGAUGUAACAUUAAGCAUAGUUUUUUCUCCAGAAUCUUUAGAACUUAAUGGUGUUUAUCUAGGAUCUCAAAAAAAUGCUAAAGAAGUUAUGAAAAAUUUCAUUUCAUCUUCAAACCCUUCUUCGACCAAGUUUAUUGAAGAAUCUUUUUUUUCAAGUGUUGUAAGAUGGGGUUUUGAAGGUACUCAAGGUACAAUAAAUCCAACACAUCAUCCUAAUGACUUUAAAGCAAAAUCAUUCCUUGUAAAAUCACCUGGACUUUCAUCUGAUGCUAUUAAAUCACUUCAAAAGUUUAUGUCGGAACUUCCUAGUGAUUGUCCAACUUUUGCUGAAUUUGAUCUAUUUGGUGGCGCUAUUAAUAGAGUUGCCCCGGAUGCCACUGCAUUUGUACAUAGAGAUAUAUUAUACGGAAUUCAAUUAUAUAUGGAAUUGAAUAGUGAUUCAAUUACAAACACAGGAUGUAUUGAUAAGAUUAAUAAAUUUGGUGUUACUUUUCAAAAUGAUUUUAGUAGUUAUCAGAAUUAUAUUGAUAAAGAUUUAGUUAAUUGGCAAAAAAGGUAUUAUGGUUCAAAUUUUCCAAAGUUAGUCGAUAUAAAAAAGAAGUUUGAUCCUGAUAAUGUUUUUAAAUUUCCUCAAAGUAUUUAA
Molecule: messenger RNA, 1006 nt
Organism: Scutellospora calospora
Lineage: Eukaryota; Fungi; Glomeromycota; Glomeromycetes; Diversisporales; Gigasporaceae
Source: the annotation of a GenBank genome assembly